AUGGGAGAUUUUAAUUCUAUACUUCAUGCGGAGGAUAGGAUUGGAGGCAAUCAGGUCACUCACGCAGAAAUAGUUGAUUUUCAGGAUUGUUUGGAUGGUUGCGGGCUGGUGGAAAUGCCAUCAAAUGGGUGUAAGUACACCUGGACAGACAAACAGGAUGAUAGGAUAUUUUCCAAGAUUGAUUGGGUGUUUGUUAAUGGUGAUUGGAUAGAUGGGAUACCAGAUUGUCGAGUGAAAAUUUUGCCGGAAGGUGUGAGUGUUCAUUGUCCCAUCGUAAUACACAUGGUACAGCAACCUACGAAGAGGACGCAAGUCUUCAAAUAUUGCAAUGUUUGGGGCACGCAUCCUGAAUUUCAAAGGAUAGUAGCAGCCGGCUGGAAUAUUGAAGUUACGGGGUACAAAAUGUUUCAAGUAGCACGAAAACUGAAGAUGCUCAAGCGGCAACUCAAGAUGCUGCAUAAGGAACAUUUCAAUAAUAUUGUUAAGGAAGAACAUGAUAACAGGGCUGCUAUGCUUGAGUGUCAGGUAAGAUUGCAAGAGGAUCCUACUGAUGUGAUUGUGCAGCAAGAGGAGAAGUUUAGAAGGCUGAAAUAUAGGGAGUCUGUAAGGUUGGCAGAUAUGUUCCUACUCCAAAGGAGCAAGGCCACAUGGAUUAAGCUGGGGGAUGAUAAUACCAAAUAUUUUUUCUCAAUAAUCAAAUAG
This is a messenger RNA of Lycium barbarum (goji berry), 702 nucleotides long. RefSeq lists its product as uncharacterized. Bases 1 to 702 code for a protein of 233 amino acids. NCBI's taxonomy places the organism in Eukaryota, Viridiplantae, Streptophyta, Magnoliopsida, Solanales, Solanaceae. The record is from RefSeq and is a predicted model, not a curated record. The transcript has a single exon.